This is a messenger RNA of Micropterus dolomieu (smallmouth bass), 3630 nucleotides long. RefSeq names its product low density lipoprotein receptor-related protein associated protein 1 (gene lrpap1). Gene Ontology annotation, biological process: negative regulation of receptor internalization; negative regulation of very-low-density lipoprotein particle clearance. NCBI's taxonomy places the organism in Eukaryota, Metazoa, Chordata, Actinopteri, Centrarchiformes, Centrarchidae. The record is from RefSeq and is a predicted model, not a curated record. Gene Ontology annotation, molecular function: very-low-density lipoprotein particle receptor binding; low-density lipoprotein particle receptor binding; heparin binding. Gene Ontology annotation, cellular component: cis-Golgi network; endoplasmic reticulum; endomembrane system. The transcript has 8 exons. Bases 5 to 1174 code for a protein of 389 amino acids.
GCACAUGACUAGUGGUAUUGUAAAGAGCCACAACAGAAACGUUUGUGCUGUUGUACCGCUGAUAUUUCGUAUAGCUUAUAGAUAUUUCGGCGCCUUUUCUGUCGUUGGUUGUGUAAAGUUAUUUUUAUUAAUGAAGCUGCAGUGUUUAGCCGUUGCUCUGUGCUUCGGUGUGACUGUAAUGGCUGGGAAAUACUCUCGUGAAUUGAACGACCCCAAGCCCAGUGGCAGUGAUGGUCAGACGGUGGAGUUCAGGGUUGCUAAGCUGAACCAGGUGUGGGAAAAGGCUAAAAGGAUGCAGUUGUCCCCAGUACGGCAGGCCGAGCUGCACAGUGACCUGAAGAUCCAGGAGAAAGAUGAACUGCAGUGGAAGAAAAUGAAGGUGGAGGGGCUGGACGAAAAUGGGGAGAAAGAGGCCCAGCUCCGACGUAACUUCAAUGUGAUAUUGGCCAAGUAUGGAAUGGAUGGUAAAAGAGACACUCGACCACUGGAGAGCAACUACCUGAAGGACCACGAGACCAAAGAGGGCGACAUAUUUGAUGAUCCCAAGCUGGACAAACUCUGGAACAAGGCCAAGAGCUCAGGGAAGUUCUCCAAUGAGGAGUUGUUGAGCCUGAAGAGGGAGUUCCAGCAUCACAAGGACAAGAUCCACGAGUACAACAUCCUCAUGGAUACCAUCAGCAGGACCGAGGAAAUACACAAGAAUGUGAUCUCUCCCCUGGAGGGCGACGCCAAAGAGCAUGUGCUGCACCAGAAGCACACGGACCUGAAGCAGAAAAUGAGAGAUCUCAACCAGGGCUUAGAGCGCCUCCGAAAGCUCAGCCACGAGGGCUUCACUGAAGACAGCGAGUUUCGGGAGCCCCGUGUGAUUGAACUGUGGGAGGCUGCCAAGAGAGCCAACCUCAGCGAAGAUGAGCUGGACUCUCUCAAGGAGGAGCUUCGUCACUUUGAGACCAAGGUGGAGAAGCACAGCCAUUACCAGGAGCAGCUGGAGCUUUCUCACCAAAAGCUGCGACACGUGGAAGCUUCAGGAGACAAGGAGCACAUCAAGAGGAACCAGGAAAAGUACAACACACUCGCUGAGAAGACCAGGGAGAUGGGCUACAAGAUGAAGAAACAUUUGCAGGACUUGUCCAACAAGAUCUCUCGUCAGGGACUCGAGCACAAUGAGCUCUGAGAGGCUCGGAUCAGGAUGUCAGUGAAGGUUGAAUGAACUGAAAUAAUCUCUCCUACAACCACGUGGAUCGUAUGCUACUUUUCCACAUUCCCCUUCAACUACUGUAAAAAAAAAAAAACAAAAAAAAAAAACAAGGAAAUCAGUGUUUUCUACUUUUCUAGUAUUAUUAGUUGUUGAUUUGUUUAGAAAUUGCUGAAUGAAUGAAUUGCUUGUACAUAAUAUACAUAUGAGAGAUUUUUUUUUCUGAACCAGCUACACUUAAUGUUAUGACUAACUGUUCAAGUGGAAUGAAAAUGAAUAAUUGAAUGGUUUACAUACAUGCUGGUACUCUCUAGCAGCAUUUAUUUGUACGACUAAUGGCAGGUAGGUGUAGAAGAAAUGUCUGGCUGAAAAUGUGUCAGCACUCCCAAGAAAGCCAAGUUUUGUGGGGCGGUAUGUGAAAGAUGGACAGCUGCAGUUCUUCUUAACUAGAUUGAUGUAGUUUAGCUGCUGAGGAAUGGUUCGGGUCCUGGGAACAGCCACAGACUGUACUUUAUCCUGUAGGAAUAUUGGCACAAUGGUGGCAAGACAAUUUAUCCACACCUGUCUGUCAUUAGCUGUGCAAAUAAUGCAUGCUACAUCAGAUAAGCUGUUACUAAUGCAGUAACUGCUGAAAUAUUGUAAUGUUACUGCGGUUGUCUAAUUCAUAUAAAAAGAAGACUUGCAGAUUUAGGUAAGAAGCACUGAAACAUGAAAAUGUAACAGCAAUCUUUAAUAUUCAAUGUUGCCAACAACAUACAAACAGUAAUAUUUUAAAAAUAUAGUUUAAUAUCAUAUUGUCUUGGCAUAAAUAAAAGCAGUUACUAUUUACAAGCCCUGUAGAGGAAAGCAGUCCCUGUAGUGACAUUAACAGGCUAUUCUAGGUAAAAGGUCAGGUCUUUCUAACACACCGGUGGGGAACCGCCACCAUAAAAAUAAAUUGGCAUCAAAUACUGGACAAUUUGUCCUUAUGAUAUCAAGAGGGAGGUGAGAAAUUGGAACAGUUUCCAUUCGUCAAUUCCAGCCAUUUCACAGAGCAGAAGCAGAGACAUUGAUUACUGUGAUGAAUGAUGUCACUGGCUGGCUGACUACUCAGUCCUGUCCUGCAUGGGUCACAUGGGCCCGGAUUAAUGUAAUUUGCACCCAAGGUAUAACUCUAAGCUGUUUAUUUCAAUCAAAUGCUUUUAAGCUCUGAUGCGGAAUGAUAGCCAAGCAAGCUGGGACUCUUUAACUGUUGAUUGUAAGGGGUCAGUCCGAUGAGGGGGACGUGAUCUCAUUGUGUUAUCAUAUUCUGCUUCAACCCUGUGAUACAUUAUUUAAAUUUAGAUAAGUUUGUGACCUCUUGGUUAGAGAGGUAACAACAAAUGGAGUCACGCCCAAACAGUACGAAAUCUAUAACUAUCUAUCUAUAAAUCCCAUUUAUAAUAUUCGUUUUGUUGCCAUUCCCUCAUAAUUAAGGUAAUUUAUACCAAUGCAAUAAUCAUCCUGAAAAUAAUCUAAAAAGAGGCAGACCUCAGCAGACAUAAGUGCCAUGCAGCCAAGAGAAAUGCAGGACCGCGCUGAUUUAAGUACAAGUAUGAGAAAUUACAACACUAACCGAACACAAAAUGCAUCCAAGAUGGCAGCUGCAUAAGAGACUUCCCAGACAUUUCCUGUUUUCUUCUUAUUCUUAGUGGAAUGGAUUGUUGGUGGGAAUUUCUGUACACUGGCACAAUUGUGGGUGUGUUUAAGUACAACAGUGAUUGGUAUGAUGAUCAGCUGCAGUUGAGCGUUUUAGCUUAUUCAGAGAGAAACAGCAAUACAACAGAAAAAAACUUUUAAGUGUCAUCGAUUUGGGCGUUGCAGAGUCAGUUUGGUGGCCCUCGCCGCCUGCUCUCCAGCUGAGUCAGUCUGUCCUCCCUGCCCUGAACAUGCUCCGCCCCCACUCUCUGUGCUGUUUCCAUGGCAGUGAUGUCGAGGUGGGCGUACCUGAUGGAGCCCUCUUCUGGUCGGGAAAUCAGUGGUUAAAGGGGAGAAAAGAGAAAACAUUUAAUGUUUCUACUUUGUGGCAUGUGUUCUUUUAAUUCUUAAAAUUGUCACAUGCAGGAAAAAUGUGCAGUGACCUGUCAAUCCCUGAUAUGCAUUGUUCAGUUACUUGGACCCUGUAUUAACCUGAACCAUACACUGUUUGUACAAAAAUUUUCUUAGUGCUGGAAUGUAACUGUAUACCGCUGAUUUCAUCUGAUUGUAAAAAUGCAUAAAUUACCUUAAGAUGUUCUCUUUAAUAUGCCACCCGAGAAUUUUCAUACAUGUAGUUUGUUGGAAAUUGCUUUAUGUCACGGUUGCUCUAUUUUCACAAUCCAUAAAUGUCUGAUUUUACCACAUAGAUUAGGCUCUGAAUUAGCACUAAAAAUCUAAUUCAUGUGUCUUGUUUUAGAUGAAUAAAUUGUUUCUCCCCA